Molecule: messenger RNA, 1287 nt
Organism: Trichoderma reesei QM6a
Lineage: Eukaryota; Fungi; Ascomycota; Sordariomycetes; Hypocreales; Hypocreaceae
Product: Aspartate/tyrosine/aromatic aminotransferase
Exons: 6
Coding region: 1-1287 (428 amino acids)
Biological process (GO): biosynthetic process
Cellular component (GO): mitochondrion; cytoplasm
Molecular function (GO): L-kynurenine:2-oxoglutarate transaminase activity; pyridoxal phosphate binding
Source: RefSeq, a predicted model, not a curated record
AUGGCCUCUCUGAAGAAUGGAAUCAAGUCGCCAAUCAAGCCGGCUCCUCGUGUAGCCGGCUCAACACAAGAUGUGUGGUCAAUAAUCAAUGCCGCGGCAGCAUCUACCGAAAAGCAGCCUGUAGUAAACAUGGGACAAGGCUUCUUCGGCUACAAUCCUCCCCAAUUCCUGAUAGACGCCGCGAAAAGCGCUGUGGAGCGCCUCGAUUGCAACCAGUAUGCACCUCCAAAGGGUCGUCUCCGUCUGCGACAAGCCGUUUCAAAUGCGUACUCUCCUUUCUGGGGCCGGAAAAUUGAUCCAGAGACGGAAAUUGCCAUCACCACCGGCGCGAACGAAGGGUUUCUCAGCUGUUGCAUGGCAUUCUUGCAGCAGGAUGACGAGGUUUUGCUAUUGGAGCCAUUUUUCGACCAAUACAUCAGCAAUAUCGAGAUGGCCGGAGCCAAAGUCGUCUCGGUGGCGCUACAGCCACCAAAGUCAGGAAUGACGAAAACGCACUCGGCGGGCGACUGGUCGCUCGACAUUGAAGCUCUGAAGAGAGCCGUAACUCCUCGGACACGAAUGCUUGUGCUGAACACUCCUCACAACCCCUUGGGAAAGAUCUUCAAUGCAAAUGAGCUGAAACAAAUCGCGGAAGUGUGUGUACAGAACAACAUCCUUAUCAUCUCCGAUGAGGUCUAUGAUCGACUAUUCUAUGUUCCGUUCACUCGCAUUGCGACCAUGUCGCCUGAAGUUGAGCGACUCACUUUGACCCUCAGCUCGGCGGGAAAGAACUUUUAUGCCACAGGUUGGAGAGUUGGCUGGGUAUUGGGACCUCCAGAGCUGAUCACAUACAUUGUAAAGGCACAUGCACGCAUCUGCUAUUGCUCUCCAUCACCAUUGCAAGAAGCGUUUGCUAUUGGAUUCGAACAGGCUGAAGAUAACGGUUUCUGGGACGAAUGCAUCAGGGACAUGAAGUUCAAGAUGGACUUUUUCAACGACAUCUGGAACGAACUCGACAUGCCCUACUCAGAGCCAGAAGGCGGCUACUUUGUCGUCGUCAACAUGAGCAAAGUAAAGCUGCCGGAGAACUAUCCCUUCCCACCCCACGUUCUUGAGCGUCCGAGGGACUUCAAGCUGGCGUGGUUCCUGAUUCAAGAACUUGGCGUAGCAGCGAUUCCGCCAAGCGAAUUCUACUCACCACCGAAUCAGCAUAUUGGCGAGCAGUGGAUGCGAUUUGCUGUGUGUAAGCCGGAUUCUGUGCUUGAAGCUGCCAAGGAGAGGUUACGAGGGUUGAAAGAGUACAUGUAG